Messenger RNA from Sceloporus undulatus (fence lizard), 1212 nucleotides. RefSeq lists its product as uncharacterized. The coding region runs from base 1 to 897 and encodes 298 amino acids. The record is from RefSeq and is a predicted model, not a curated record. The transcript has 8 exons. NCBI's taxonomy places the organism in Eukaryota, Metazoa, Chordata, Lepidosauria, Squamata, Phrynosomatidae.
AUGGUGCGGCCCAACCUCUGGAUCCUUCCGACUCAAGGCAUCCUCCUGCUCUGGCUUGCUCUGCAUCCUGGCACCUGGAGCCCUGGCAUCUCAGCAGAGCUUAACGGCAUCUUGGGACCAGCUCUUCUCUCCAACAGCUCAGGGAACAGAACAGAGCUGGUGGUUCCACUGACCUGCCAGAGCUUCCAGUGUUCUGGGGAGAGAUGCUACCAGGAGGUGGCACAUGGAAACAGCAGCGCAUGGGAGCCCUGCCACAACGCUUCCCACUGUGAGCUGUUCCGCCUCAACAGCACCAGUUACACAGCUGGGUGCAGCAGCGACUGUGGGAAUGGCAGCACCUCCACUGAGAGGUGCAUGACCAACAGCAGCAUGCGCAUGGAGCUCUGCAUCAUGGAGUGCUGUGACUCCCCAAACUGCCUACGCCUCAAUGCCACGGCCUAUGGUGAUCUGCCAUCCCCAACCACCCCUGCUGCCACAACCACCACCACUGUUGCUACCACCACUGCCACCACCACCACUGUUGCUCCCAGAAAUGGGAAAGUGUGUGGCCACUUCACCUGUCACGGAGAAGGGUGCUACAGAGGCCAGAAGUCCUCCAUGAGCUGCUCUGUGGGUUUUGAUUUCUGUGAGAUGAAGAAGACUGGACCCCACUUUGUGGCCGGCUGCAGCAAAGCAUGCAACAGGUCAGGGCCGGCCUGCGCUGCGGGAUCCAAGGCCCCCUGCUUCCAGGAGUGCUGCCCAGCCAGGCCCAAGGCCAGCUGCCUGAGGCUGGACGGCGGAGUCCACUUCAACGGGGCUGGCAGGGCGAGCAUUGUAUCCCUUGUCCCACUCCUGGCCUAUGCAGGCGCCAUCCUUAGCCUGACCUAUGCCCUCUUGUUCUCCGUGGGGCCCAACUGAGGAAGGGUGCAGGUCAGGGCCAGGCCUGGCUGGGGCUGGGCAAUGGAGGACGCCUUCUAGAGAGAGGCCAAGGGCCAGCUUUGCUCCUGCUGCCCUUCCUCGGCCCUUGGCCAGUGGGGAGGAGGGCAGGCCUUGGGGGCAGAUGCAUUGAGGGGGGCUGCCUUCCUUGACACCCCAAAACUGGAUGCCUCUCUCCCAGCAAAGGCUGCCCUUGCCUUUCCCUCCUCCGCCUGCAGCUUGUUUCUAUCUGCUUGCAAUGCCUGGUGUCAGGAACGUGUUUUGGGGCUGAGGAAAAGGGGCGAAUAAACCUCUUUA